GGGCGGAGGGUGUCUGCGCCAGCAGGCGCCUCCCGUCCCUCCCGGCUCCGGGGGUUGAGGCGACACCCCGCGAGUCACCAGAGGAACCACCUGCGGGGGACGAGUCCCUCUCCGCCCUGCGUGGGUGCUUCACCCCGCAAGGGCAGCCCAGGGCGGAGGGAAGGUGCCCGCCUUCUGCAAGGAAAAAAACAGCUUCUUGGAUGUGUGGAGGUGCCUGCUGCUGCCGUCCCUGCUGAAGUCUUCUCGUACUUGAAGCGCAACGCUUGAUUCCACCAAAAUCUUGAAAGGAUGUUGUGGAAACACAAGAGCAUUAUAAGAGCAGGUGGAGAUCUAUCUGGAUUAUGUAUCUUACAAUGUUUCUCAGUAGUGUAGGUUUCUCAAUUGUCAUUAUGUCUGUGUGGCCGUAUCUUCAAGAGAUCGAUCCAACAGCAGAUGCGAGUUUCUUGGGUUGGAUUAUAGCUUCAUACAGCAUUGGCCAAAUGGUUGCCUCUCCCCUCUUCGGCUUGUGGUCCAAUUACAGGCCAAGGAGAGAACCUCUCGUUAUUUCAACUGCUAUUUCAGUAGCUGCUAAUUGUCUUUAUGCCUACGUCCAUGUACCUCAUUCACACAAUAAAUACUACAUGCUGAUUGCACGUGCCCUUGUGGGAUUUGGAGCAGGAAAUGUGGCUGUAGUUCGAUCAUACAUUGCGGGUGCCACUUCUCUUACGGAAAGAACAAGUGCCAUGGCCAAUACCAGUGCCUGCCAGGCAGUUGGCUUCAUAUUAGGACCAGUUUUUCAGACGUGUUUUACACUUAUUGGAGAAGAAGGAAUAACUUGGAAAUUAAUUCAUCUUCAGCUGAACAUGUAUACAGCGCCAGUUCUGUUUGGAGCUCUCUUAGGAGUUAUUAAUAUUAUUCUCAUCUUUGUCAUAUUCAGAGAGCAUCGAGUGGAUGACAUGGGACGGCAGUGCAAGAGUGUCAAUUUUGAAGGAGAAGGUACUGAAGGAGAAGUUGCAGAAGGUGGUGGUCUGGAUCAGGACACAGAAGGAAACAUUGACCAUGUUGCUGUGGUGGCAAUCAAUUUUCUUUUCUUUGUCAUCUUGUUUGUGUUUGCUGUCUUUGAAACUAUAGCUACUCCAUUGACAAUGGAUAUGUAUUCCUGGACCAGGAAAGAAGCCGUUUUUUACAAUGGAAUAAUCCUUAGUGUGGUUGGCAUUGAAUCGGUUAUUGUUUUCAUGGUGGUUAAGAUGCUAGCUAAAAAGACUGGUGAACGUGCCAUACUCCAUGGAGGCUUACUGAUUGUCUUGGUUGGCUUCUUUAUCUUACUGCCUUGGGGGAAAAAACUACCAAAUAUCCAGUGGCAAGAAAUAAAGAACAACUCCAUUCCCAGAACAACUCCCACUGAAAUGUUAAUGCCUGUCUGGAGUUUGCAAGCAAUGCAGCCUCCAUCCAACCACACAGCAGAACCCGUGGGCUGCCCUGUCACACAGUCCUGGUGCCUCAAUACUCCUGUGAUCUAUCUGGCCCAGUACAUCAGCUCUGACAUACUGAUAGGACUGGGCUAUCCAGUUUGUAAUGUCAUGUCCUACACUUUAUACUCAAAAAUUCUAGGACCAAAGCCUCAGGGUGUCUACAUGGGAUGGUUAACUGCCUCUGGAAGUGGAGCACGAAUACUUGGGCCUGUUUUUGUGAGCCAAAUAUACACUCACCUGGGACCACGCUGGGCAUUUAGCUUAAUCUGUGGAGUAGUUGUAGUGUCUCUCUUACUCUUGGAGAUAGUUUACAAGAGACUCAUUGCAUUUUCUGUGAGAUAUGGAAGGAUGCAAGAAGAGAAUUGUUAAAUAUGUAUUUAAAAAAAAACCCUAAAAACCAAGUAAAAAACCAACCAGAAAUAAUUCUUAGUUAUUACUACUUUUUAAUGAGGAUUACCUAACCACUGACCUUGUUGGCUGUAUGCUAAAAACUGUAUACUUGUACUUACACAUUGACAGAACACAUAACUUGGUCAUAUCCUAAUACAUGGCUACAUCUGCUGCUAUAGAGCUUCUGCAUUCUGCUUUCCUAGCAGCAGAGGAGGGGAUGUGAUCAAGUAGAUCAAUACAAUGGCACAUUUGUAUACUGAAUGCAGCUGUGAAGGUCACAGGUUACGUGCAUCCUUUCCAGAAAGAAGUAAAAGAAAUAUUAUCUUGAUUCUGUGAAUCAGGAUUAGUAACUGUUUUGUAACUACAAGAUUAGUUGAGCUGCACUCACUUUGUAUGGAAACAUCACUACUACUUCUGAUGUUGUUUGCUAGCUUGUAAGCACUGGCUAAUACAAGAUGUCUGACUUUGGAAACUUAAUGUAUUAGUACAUCUUCUCCAGGAUUUCAAAUGGAGCGUGACAGAAUCGUAGAGGAAGGCAGGUACUUCACAAGCAGCUGGUGUGGGAUUUGGGUACUUAAGUUGGUUAAGAGCCACUGAAAAUCACAGCCUCGGUGGCUGUUACUUGAACUACAGUGAACCAACUGUAUGUGCAAUUUUUCUUAUAUUGUUUUGCUGAAUGCAUUUUGUAGCAAGAAGGAUAACCUGCACAGGGUUGAAAUAUGCACAGGUUUUCUUAACUUUACUACAAGGAGGAAAUACUAAGCAUGAUAGUUUACACUUCUGUUGUCAUUUAUGAGAAUGAAUGCACUGUGCUGAGCAACCAGGAAACUGGUUCCUUGGGUUUUGAUUAUUAUCUGUAGACAUGUAUUUUUCUGAAUUUAUGUUUGAAUCACUGUUUAUUUUAAAAACUAAAAUAAUAAUUUUCCUUCAUAAUGGGGCUUAAGCUCAUUGGUAUGGGUUUAUCUGUUUCAGUACUACUGGGGGUAAAAAAAUUGGAGUAACUCCAGUAUACAAUUUGUAGCUGCUGUUUAAUGUGUUUUAAUAGUUGAUGCUUACUGAAUGUAAUAAAUGUAAUGAAAUACUCUAUGUAAUUAAUUGUUCAAACACUAAAAGACUACUGCAUUAAAAGAUUAUUUUUUCAAUACUGA
Athene cunicularia (burrowing owl) is the source of this 2989-nucleotide messenger RNA. It is a transcript of the gene MFSD8, whose product is annotated as major facilitator superfamily domain containing 8. Gene Ontology annotation, biological process: transmembrane transport. Gene Ontology annotation, cellular component: lysosomal membrane. Lineage: Eukaryota; Metazoa; Chordata; Aves; Strigiformes; Strigidae. The transcript has 12 exons. The record is from RefSeq and is a predicted model, not a curated record. The coding region runs from base 342 to 1820 and encodes 492 amino acids. Gene Ontology annotation, molecular function: transmembrane transporter activity.